AUGUGCUUACAAAGUGGGUCAUUAUCUUCAACCACCGAAGAUAUCAAAAAUUUCUCAGACUGGAUACUACAAAUUGGUGAUGGAACUAUCUUAGAGCCAAAUGAUGGUUAUGUUGACAUUACCAUUUCACAUGAGUUUUUGAUCUCUAAUUUUAUGGACCCUAUUGAAGCAAUUGUUACAAGUACAUAUCCAGAUCUAAUUAAUAACUACAAAGAUUCAAACUAUAUUCAAAGUAGAGCAAUUUUGACUUCAACUAUUGAAGUGGUUGAUGAUAUCAAUGAUUAUAUCACAAAGUUGAUUUCAGGAGAAGAAAAAGAAUAA
Molecule: messenger RNA, 321 nt
Organism: Lathyrus sativus (Indian pea)
Lineage: Eukaryota; Viridiplantae; Streptophyta; Magnoliopsida; Fabales; Fabaceae
Source: the annotation of a GenBank genome assembly